Molecule: messenger RNA, 1500 nt
Organism: Striga hermonthica
Lineage: Eukaryota; Viridiplantae; Streptophyta; Magnoliopsida; Lamiales; Orobanchaceae
Source: the annotation of a GenBank genome assembly
AUGAACCUGUCCUCACCAGCCUCCGUAUCCUCCGCGCCGCGCACGCUGGGAGGGCCCCACCUGGGGAAGCUUAUCGGGUCCCACCCCCAAAUCCAGCUCCAUCUUCCCAACAGUAACCCCCAGAAGCCGGCGUUUCUCUGCGCCGCCGCGAAGAGCGGCUCCACGGUGAUACAGCAAGAAAUCGGCGAGUCUGGAUCGGGGUUGAGCCGGAUUGAGUCUCUGAGUCAAGUCUCCGGCGUUCUUGGGUGUCAGUGGGGGGACGAAGGUAAAGGAAAGCUGGUGGAUAUUCUCGCCAAGCACUUCGAUAUCGUGGCUCGUUGUCAGGGUGGAGCUAACGCUGGACACACAAUCUAUAACUCCGAAGGCAAGAAGUUUGCUCUCCACCUUGUUCCCUCAGGCAUCCUUAACGAGGAAACUAUUUGUGUAAUCGGUAAUGGAGUUGUCGUGCAUCUACCUGGUUUUUUUGAUGAAAUCGAUAAACUCGAAGCCAACGGCGUUUCGUGCAAAGGGAGGAUCUUGGUUUCGGACCGUGCUCACCUGUUGUUCGAUCUCCAUCAGAUUGUGGACGGGCUUAGGGAAGCGGAGCUUGCGAAAUCAUUCAUCGGCACCACCAGGCGUGGCAUCGGGCCUUGCUACUCGAGCAAAGUUAUACGGAAUGGGAUAAGAGUGAGUGACUUGAGGCAUAUGGACACUUUCCCUCAGAAGCUCGAUGUUUUGUUAUCUGACGCUGCAUCGAGAUUCCGAGGUUUUGACUAUAGCCCUGAAGUGCUGAGGGAUGAGGUCGAGAGAUACAAGGGUCUUGCGGAUAAAUUGGAGCCGUUUAUUACAGACACUGUGCAUUUCAUGAAUGAUGCUAUAUCUCGGAAGAAGAAGAUUUUGGUAGAAGGUGGCCAGGCUACUAUGCUGGAUAUUGACUUUGGGACGUACCCUUUUGUAACAUCGUCUAGUCCGUCUGCUGGAGGAAUUUGCACAGGCCUUGGUAUUGCUCCAAGAGAUCUUGGUGAUCUUGUUGGUGUGGUCAAAGCAUAUACUACUCGAGUCGGUUCGGGUCCUUUCCCUACAGAAAUCUUGGGUAAAGGGGGUGACCUGCUUAGGUUCGCCGGGCAGGAGUUUGGCACAACUACUGGACGUCCUCGUCGUUGUGGAUGGCUCGAUAUAGUUGCACUGAAAUAUUGUUGUCAAAUAAACGGAUUCUCAUCUCUGAACCUCACCAAACUUGACGUGCUGUCAGAUUUCGAGGAAAUUCAAUUGGGUGUUUCGUAUAAGACGAUUGAUGGUACUCCAAUCCACUCAUUCCCUGCUGACCUUCGUCUUCUCGAAGACAUCAAGGUCGAGUAUGAGGUUAUGCCUGGGUGGCAGAGCGACAUUUCUUCCAUAAGGGACUACUCUGAGCUGCCAAAAGCGGCACGUAAUUAUGUCGAGAGGAUAGAACAACUUGUCGGUGUACCCGUUCACUACAUAGGAGUGGGGCCGGGACGGGACGCCCUUAUAUACAAAUAA